ACUAACUCUUUGCGUUUGUAUGUCAUCAUGACAGCUGCAAAUGGCAGAGGAAUGCAUGAAGUAUGCGAUGGAUUUGAGUGGUUUGUUACUGCUUUAUUCUUCUCUGGGAGAUGCUGAAGGUGUGACAAAACUUGCAACACUUGCUAAAGAACAAGGGAAGAACAAUGUCGCCUUUCUUUGUCUAUUCAUGCUUGGUAAACUGGAAGAUUGUUUGCAGUUAUUGGUGGAGAGCAACCGGAUACCAGAAGCUGCUCUGAUGGCACGAUCAUAUCUUCCAAGCAAAGUUUCGGAGAUAGUAGCUCUUUGGAGGAAAGAUCUCAGCAAGGUUAAUUCGAAAGCAGCAGAAUCUUUGGCUGAUCCUGAGGAGUACCCAAAUCUCUUUGAAGAUUGGCAAGUUGCUCUUUCUGUCGAAGGUAGAGCUGUAGAGACAAGGGGAGUUUACACAGGUGCAGAAAAUUAUCCUAGCCAUGCUGAUAAAUCUUCCAUGACCCUCGUGGAAGCCUUCAGAAACUUGCAAGUUGAGGAAGAGGAAUCACUUGAAAAUGGAGAUAUCGAACACGAGGAGGUAGUAGCAGAAGAAAAUGGAAAUGAACAAGGGAAUGAGGAGGAUGUAGAGGAGCAUCAUGAAGAAAAAGAAGCAGAAGGAGAAGAAGGAAUUGUUGAUGGAGACUCAACGGAUGGAGCUGUACUUGUUAACGGAAGUGAGGCUGACGAAGAGUGGGGUACGAAUAAUGAAGGAAACCCAUCAGCCUAAUAGCAAGUCGGUCAAGGCCAAUGUUGAAAAGUCUGAAAAUUUUGUCUCUGUGCUUACACCGCGUCAGUAGAGUUUACAGUUUAUGGGAAUGGCGAUUGUUCCAGGAACAGUGGAGAGGACUCAGUUCUUUGCUGGAGGAUUUAGAUGAAAAGAGAGAGGCUGGUGAGUUAAAAGGAGGUGUGGUUGUUCCUUUUUGUGUCUUUGCACUCAUAGCGAAAUUUAUUAUCAUAUGGUUUUGUUUUGUUUUUACCAGUACUACUUGGAUUUCAUCCGAUUGUUUUUUUUUUUUAAUCCUUUUAUCUGGCCUGUAACAUGAUUUGUUUAAUUUUUAUGGUUGCAUAUGUAAUUCUUUUGAAGCUUUAA
Camelina sativa (false flax) is the source of this 1117-nucleotide messenger RNA. The record is from RefSeq and is a predicted model, not a curated record. NCBI's taxonomy places the organism in Eukaryota, Viridiplantae, Streptophyta, Magnoliopsida, Brassicales, Brassicaceae.